AUGAUGGAAGAUUUCAAAGUUUCAUCCAUUUAUUACCAGUUCCAACACUCAGGAGAUGUGCGGUAAGCGUUGUGUAGACCUUAAUGUUUUUUGAACUAAUUAUAAUAUUAGCUGAAGUAUUAACUACAGUUUCAAGUACAUUAAUAAUGAGCUUUGUACGGGGUAUUUUCUGUCUUUAUCAUCAGAUUUCAGUUUUUCUUAACGCACGUUUUUACUAUCCUACCAAUAGCAAUUCGGUUAUUUAUCGAUGCCGUUUUUCAUUUCGACAUUCCGCUUUAAAGAGGGAACGUUCCUGCCACUGUUAUAGGUGUAAUAUAAGCUCAUAAUUACAGAGGUCUCAUAUGUUGAUGGCGUGACCCAGAAACGGACUCCAAGUUUGGCGUCCCCAGGCUUUAUUAGUUUAGAAGGGGCAGCCCUUAAGUAGAUGGAAAUAAAAACAGAUUGGUGUGAAGGGGGGAAUUCUCCUCCAGGGACAUGUCCCAAAAUACGCGUCAAGGAUACAUGAAGAUAGACGGAAGGGACUCUAAUGGACCGGCUGGUGUGAAGUGAAAGCCGUCCUGCUUUCUUUUGGGCCGCGCAUCUCCUAGUUAAUUUUGCGUCCCCCUCCGCCAAUUAACAACCAAUAGUUUGUCUCUUGGGGUUGAAUGCCAGAGGGAAAAAGGCCCAUCUCUUCCAUGUUCCUUUAAUUAUAAACAUUUGCCAGUCAAUACAUCAAAUCCUUCGCACUGAUACCCCUUGAUUCCCUAAGCGCAUCAGAACAUUAUCCUCGGUUCUUCUUUCCUUUUCUUACUUUUUCCACAUUUCAGGGAAGUAAUGGCGGACUCGGGACAGUUGGCGUUGUUCCAUCAUCUGCGCGGCAAUUCUCUAAUCAAACAGGUAUAAUGCAAUUUUUUGCAGCUACACUAUCAGUCUGUCGGGAAAAUAGUGGUGGGUCGUCGCGGAAAAAUAAUUCGUCGAAAAAAGGAUGCAGUUUCCAUCUGCGGCUUGCCAUCGCAACGCAAUGAUGGGCGAUUCCAAGGCGCAACGACCCGCCGUUACUUUCCCAACAGACUUACAUGUAGACUAAGUUUGAUCUCUCAAAUCCUUUCAUUUUCAGUCUGAAGAAGCCGAGAUUCAAACUAUCCAUCCCAACAGAGAACAACUCCUCAGACGGGAUGCCAUAAUUCCCGAAGAACAACAGAAUGAAGCGUAAGUUAGUCUGAGGGUUCAUCACUGUGACGUUCCAUGAAUUACACCCGAUUUGCAAGACAGAAGAACUUCCGAAACUUUCAGCGAACGUCAAAAGAACCAUGGAGACGACAAUGUGAUAAUCGUGCCUCAUGUUCAGAUCCUGCCUAAUGAGUCUUAUCUUUUCAAUCGAGCAAUCUCUUCAGGUGGAGGCCUUCUUGCAGGUAGUUUGGUAAACAAUAUAGUAGACCCUCCGCAGCCAUUUAUGUAAAAAGUUUAGAGAGCCCAUUGGAAAGCGGAUUAAAGGAAUGCCAGGGCUGCUUCCCCUCAAGGACUCAAACAAAAAUUUUUCCAGACUUACAACGAGCCACAAUGGCGACCCAAGCCUUUUAUGCAGAAAACAGCGAACCCACGAAGACGAGAUCCCCUUGGAUUCUCCGUCGACUUUACGAAUGGUCCCAUCGAGCCAAGAGCAGGGAGAUUGUAAAACACGUCCAGACGGCUCUAGACGCCUCCCCCGAUCGUGAAUGCGAAGAUGAAGAUCUGGCUCAACUCUUGUCAGUUCAAUGGGAAGAACUGUUUGCAGGAGCCGAAGAAGUCGACGACUUGGACAAGAGGAGACUUCAGGCCGUCUGGGAACUCUUCCAUAGUGAAUUGGUCUUUUUGCAGAAGCAAUUAUUGGUUUUGAAGUAAGUAAUUCAUAUAAACGACUAAUUUUUACAAUCAGAGAGGUCUACAAGGAACCCUUGAAGAAGUGUCAAGUCGAGGGCUGUCUCCUUUCAGUGGAACCUGAGCUUCUUUUCGGAAACCUAGACCAGUUAUGUCGAGUAGGUUUACUUUACUGUCUGCGGAUGUUUUUAAAGAUAAGUCGUCGCUUCUGUCAGUCAUUCUUGACGCUUUCAAAAGAACUGAAUGCCGAAAACAAUUUCGAGACCACUGAACUUGUGGUCCAACUUUUCGAGCGCUUCUCCAAAGGGCCGUCCACCAUCUCCGCUUAUCAGGCAUACUGUAUCAAUUACAAGGCUACAAUUGAAUACUUGGGCUCGGUCAGACAGAAGGAAGAACGAUUUGUGGAGUUUGAGAGGGUCUGUUUGACAGAUCCGAGAUGUGGAAGAUUACAAUUAGAAGAUCUUCUGAUCGCGCCGUUACAGAGAAUCACCCGAUUACCCAUCCUCAUAAAAGAAAUCUUGAAAUACACAAAAAGUGAUGAACAUAAACAACGACUGGAGAAGGUUCUCGAUACAAUGAACGAAAGUCUACGUAAGGAAUUCAAGCCCUAAAAACAACACGGGUAAAAAGUAAUCUUUGGAUUUUUUCCGAAAGUACUCGAUUUAGGAGGUUUUGAUGGCGCUGAUUUUGAAAAUCAAGCUUUUUUCUGAAAAAAAGUUUAAUUUUCAAAAAUACUUAAGACAAACUUUGAUACAAAACCUUUAGAAGUACUGUUAUAUUAGCAAAUUUAUUGUAAGUGUAAAAAGUUUUGAUACGUCUUACCGCAUACGCAGGUCACGGUUUGCCCACAUAGAACAAAAAACGACAAAAAAGCGCCCGAGCCCUUCGCACUUCGCGCCCGAGUCGUGAAAAAUUUCGGAAUUAUAGGGUAAAAGUUCGAAUGUAAAAGACAGCAAAGACUAACAGAAAGAUAGAAAAUAAGAGUAAAAAUGAAUUCUUGCACACUUCUUCUGUCGUAUUGAAUGUUUCCCCAUCGUCCAUGUCGAAACUCUGACUUGCCGUGAGCUUUCGAAAAUGUGCAAUUUUAAGGCGCUUUUUAGCGGGUCAUAUAUGGCUUCUUAGAGGUGAUUUUCAAGAUGUUUGAUUUUUGUUAGUUACAUGACUAUCAGAACAGCAUAUCUUGAAAAUUUCAUGCAAUUUGGUGAAUUUUGAAGGGUCAUUUUCUGGACCCCAAUGAAGGGUCCAAAAAGUACUUGGAAAUUGAUGUGUAAAACAACUUUACGUCGAAAAAACCGUUACAGCCGGUCUGGUCUGAGUGUCACUAGCAUUUAUCAAACCUGACUUGCAUUUUCCACAUCUACCCAUUGAUUUCUGGCAUAGGUGUUCGGAGUGAGGGGUGUACGGAAGAAAAAAUCGCAAAAAGUAGGCAUUUUACAGUACUCUAUAAAUACUGUAGAACACAACAUUGUGAAAAUUUUUUAAUAAAUUUCAUGAUGGCUAGGGGAUGUCGUGACGGUUCUCCUGGGCUGUACAACAAAUAACUACACUGCUAGAUGCAAUUUUUUACUGUACCGUGGGUUUUAACAGCUUCUGUCAUGACCAAAAUCCCGUAGAUAUGGUAGCAAAAACAUAAUGCCUUAAAAAUUAUUGACAAAAAUGUUCGAUACUGUCCUAAUCUUUUAAAGAUUUUGACGUGAGAAGUAACAGCAUUGAGGUAAUAUUACUUAUGUGGUAACUGUGGAAAGGUAAUCAGAAAAAAGAGUGUCAUCAUGGUGAAGAUGACAAAACCAUCGGGAAACUGGUAGUGGUAGUAGAAAAAUGAUUUAAUGUCCCAUUAUGAUGAUCUUUAUGGAAGGGCGGCACACAGGUUUAAUAUUUGAAGAAUGAUGAUUGUAGUUAUAUUAUUGUUACAUAAUAUAAUAUUAAUUUUAUUACGGAGAAUAAUUUUUCCGAUUUUUCUGAUGCACUGAGCAUUGUGAUAUUUCAAUUUUUUUAAGCACAGUAGGACUGACAGGGAACGAGGGUAGUCUCCAAAUGAACUAGAGAUGGCGAAAAAUGUGUUGAUAGGGUGCAAGUCGAAGUAGAUGAGUGUAACCAAAAAGCGUGGUGCAUGUACAAUAUAAAAAUAGGCAAAAAUAUAAUAAAAAUUCCGGUUUAAUCCAAGAAUUACGCAAAAAAAGUUGUGUUGUUGGCUACUUGGUCUAUUCGUUACUCCAUUGGCCAAGAUAAUAUUUGUCUAUUAACAAGACAUUUCUAGUACCGGAUGAUAAUAUUGUGUUUCUUUAUGCUAAUUAUAUCAAUCACAAUCUUCAGUAACGCUUAGAAUGCCUUGCAAGGUGAACAUCCCAGUUAGUUCUCUGAAACUUUGAUCGUAUAAAGUGGUUUUCGCAAAAAACAAGAAAAGUCUUUUCGGGCGUUUUUUUGUCGUUUUGGGCAAACCGUGAGGUGUUUAAAAAAGUUGUAGUGAUUUCCGUUCCGCUUUCCUGGCAUCCAAUGUUUUCGUGUCGAGGCAAAAUAAAAGUUAUAAAAUUUGCAAUGAUUUCUCAAAAUUACACUCUUACUACCCGCGGCAGAAAGUCCCGACACGUUUGCACGGUGCGUUUUUCUUUUUCUUCCGCUUACGCCGCUGCGAUUCCCGUUUUUGCACUAGCGACAUGCGCUUUCUCGCGUUUUCGAUGGCGCUGAUUUCGAAUAUCGUAUCCAUUUUUUUUUAAUUUUACAAUUUUGCUUAAGCAGUAGUGUUAAUUAGUAAUUAAAAAAAAUGAGUAAUGGAUUUAGGGGGUUUCGGUGGUGCUGAUUUUGAAAAUUGUAUCCAUUUCUUCUGAAUUUUUGCCUAUCUUCCUCAAUUCUUUAAGAUAAAUGUUUUAAUUGGUAAAAACUUGGUCAAACUUGUAUGAUAUUGUGAGAAAACUUAUGACGCUUUUUUCGUCUUUCCAGCGAAAAUGACACUACUGCUUAAGCAAAAUUGUAAAAUUCAGAAAAAAUUGAUAUGAUUCUCGAAAUCAGCGCCAUUAGACAUGGCUGGGGGGCCGGGCCGGGCCGAAAAUCGCGGCCCGGCCCGGGGGCCGGAAGAGGUCGGCCCGGCCCCGGCCCCCGUCAAAUUUUCUCGGCCCGGCCCGGCCCAGCCCCCAGGGGGCCGGGCGGGGCCGGGGGCCUACCGGGGGCCGAACUGUAAAUAUAAAUACUGCAUUCAUUACGAGAUAUUAUACAUUUUUUUGGGGCUUUGGUAGUUCAGCCUCCCACGAAAAGGUAGUUCAAACCUCCACUGUUUUAUCCAUUUCACACCUCCCAUAAUUAAAAAAUUAGAAUAAUACAAAAAAUGGAAAUUAGAGUGAAAUGACCCCCGGCGUUUUAGCUCAAACCCCCAGUUACCGUCCAAAUUCGUUCUUGUGGUUCAGGCAACGAUGAUCGUAGCCGAGAGAACGCAAUCCCGAGUAGGGAUUUCAGAUUAGAUGAGCGGGUUUAUAAUGGGUCAAGGGGGGGCUGAACUGGACUGGGGGGUUGUACUACCGUAGCCCCCAUUUUUUUGUUAUAACAAUCGAAAAAAAAAAUUUGAAACAAAAAAUUACCAACCAUUGCCAUGUAUAUACUUCAAAAGACCCAAUCGGUUCUUGGCUCUGCAUUUUAUUUUUGUUGGCAACGCUAAUUUUCGCUUUGAGACUGGGAAUUUUUGUCAUUGGGGGCCGAUUGGGGGCCUGGCGGGGGCCCCCGGUCGGCCCGGCCCGGGGGCCCCCGGUCGGCCCGGCCCGGGGGCCGGAAGAGGUCGGCCCGGCCCCGGGGCCUUUAAAACUCGUUCGGCCCCGCCCAGCCCGCCCCCCCGGGGGGCUAGGCCGGGCCGGGCCGGCCCGGCCCACUAGCCAUGUCUAAGCGCCAUCGAAAACCUCCCCAAAAAAAUCCAAAUAUUACUUUUUAACAGUACUACUUAAGAAAAAAGUAAAGAAUACAUAAAACACACACUUGUACAAAGAUUUACAAGGGUUUCAGAAAUCUGUCCGUAAUGGUUUUGCCCGUAGUGCACGGACACGAUUUUUACUUGCAGGGCUCAAAAAAUUAUAUUUUUAUAAAUAGUAAUUCACGAAAAAUUCACUUUUUAACAGUACUACGUAAGGAAAAACUAAGGAUCAAAAAAUUUGUCGUCGUUUUUGAAGCAAUGUCAUGAUGACCGCGCCUCGAUAAUGACACCGGCCAAUAAUAACCGCGGAGCAUCGAAGAUGACCGCCAGAAAAAAAAUGCUGAAACAGGGAGGUAUUGGGUAAUCGAUAGAAUGCAGCCGAUUACGACCCCGAUUGACGAGUUUCCAAAUAAUAUGGUUGUUUAGGGUCGAUCGAUGACAGUGUCCAGUGGCUACAUAACUUUGAGCGACUUCAACAACUCCAGAAUCAGGUCGUUUGGCCAUCAAUCAGCGAUCUAGAACCAAGGACUUACAUCCCAGACGUAAGUAUUUCCCAAGCUUACUCUACAUUUUUAGUUUUUGAAAAGCGCCCUUUCUCGGCAGUUUUGUGAGAAUCUCUUGGCACAUCCACGACGGAAGUUGGUUCACGAAGGCCCCCUGGAAUUUGUGGAAAACGGAAAGGUCUCGGAUUGCUACGCUUUUCUGUUCAACGAUAUGUUUCUGGUGACUAAAAUAAAAAAGAUUGGAGCUAAAUCAAAAAUGGUAGGUUCUGAUGCGAGACUCGAAUCUUCGAAUGUUUAGAAGGGCGGUCUCACUUCUUCUACACGUCAAGAAUAUUACAUUGUACAUAAACAACCCGUUCCUCUCGAUUCCUGCGUGUUUUGUGAUGCCGAUUCAGACGAUUCACAUGCCAAUGGUAAUUUUCAAAGGAUUUUAAAUGAUCUUCUUUCAGUUACUUUGAAGAACGCGUUCGUGGUGAUCCAUCUGACGAGAUACUAUCAGGUUCUCUCCGUUUACACAUUGCAGACCUCAAGCAAACAAGAAAAGGUAAGGUUUUUGCAUAGUAUUUCCCACACUAGGUGGCUUUAUUGUUUUGACUCAAUCUAUGUCUUCAAUUUGUUUUCGGGUUGCCGUGCAGUGCAAGCGUCCAUUCACGAAAGUGCUAAUAAUAGGGUCUAAACAAACUUUUUGGAUAUCUUUGCUGGGCGCCAAGAAAUCGACAAAACUUGCCGCGGAAUUUCUUAAGACACCCUGUAUAUUUCGGGUUUUUUAAUAGGGGGUAUUUUACGGUGGAAAUCACAUCUCGAGUUCAAUGUUGCAAAAUUGGUUGACUCGAUAGCCAGGCGGGUUACUCUUGUGUUCACACCGGCGGAUAUCUCUCAUGACCAAGAUCGUGAUCCAGAUCGUGACCGAGGUCACGAAGGUUGCGUAAAGUUAGUCGAAAAUGGUCUCACAGUCAAUGCCUGACGUUUAAGACACUUUCUUUCGCGUCAAGACAUUUUCGGAAUUUGGACACUUCCGGAAUGGCGAAAUAGUGACACUUCCGAAACCGGGAAAAAAUAAAAGGCUUCACCGACCUCGCAGAAACGAGGAGGCACGUUGGCCGCGACAGAUUCACCGUUAUUAACUUCGAAAGUUUUGUUUAUUUUUUUCUGAUUGUUACUUUUUUUCGUGAAUAUUAGUGUCAAAAAGUAAUUUUUUGAAAUUUUUCUAACAAGGAAAGUACUUUUAUGGGAUGGGCGGAGUUGGACGAUUGGGGAAAAGUACGAUUGGGGAAACCGAAAAGUAUUACUUUUUUUUGAUGCAAAUGUCCAAGUUAGGAUAAUUGAGGGUGCUCAUUUCGAAAAUAACAUUAACCCUUUCCGGACGAGUCGGCACGUAUAUAUUAGAAUGAAAGAGGGUACCCUACUGAGUAACGGCAUAAUAGUGGUUCAGCCCAUCGAAGCGUUAUUUGGGACUUAUGACAAAAAAUGUCCUGAAAAGUACCCCCACUUGACAUAUCACUUUUAAAAUUCUUGCGGCAUGCUGUAAAUCGGAAACUACCCCUGAAUUAAAGUCGAGGAGUCCUAGUAUUGUUACAUCCAAGAACUGUCCAAAUCCGAGCACCAUAGAAUUUGUUAUGGAUUUUUGGAAAUUGAAUUUUUAAUUUUGGUCAAUUUUGGACCUAAAAUCAAGUAUAUCUUCCGCCGGUAUCAACCAUUUCGGUCCAAAUGUGGUUUUUCCGAAUCUAUUGUGAUGUUAGCUUCUUACUAGAAUAUUUCCAGAAAAAACCUAUGAGGCAUAUUUCUGUAAAACGCGAAAAUGUUGAAAGUGUAAAGGUUUCAUCGUAUAAAAUGUCGUCGCGAGCCGCGAAGGGACGGGCGCAGCUCGAAACGAGAAAAUAAUAAAAAAAAUUUGAGAAAUUUGAUUUUAGUGUGAAACCAAAUUAAAACCGAUGGAAAUUGCCUGAAAACAGAGUAAAAGUAUAAAAAUGACAUUUAGGUAACGUUUGUGUGCUAUUCCUGUCUGUAUUUCGUGUUGAAUCAUCUUGUUGACACUAAAAUAAUAUUUAUCAAAGAAAAAAUUAUUAUUUUCUUGUUUCAAGCUGCGCCCGUUCCUUCGCGGCUCGCGGCGACAUUUUAUACGAUCAAACCUUUACACUUUCAACAUUUCCGCGUUUUACAGAAAUAUGCCUCAUAGGUUUUUUCUGGAAAUAUUCUAGUAAGAAGCUAACAUCACAAUAGAUUCGGAAAAACCACAUUUGGACCGAAAUGGUUGAUACCGGCGGAAGAUAUACUUGAUUUUAGGUCCAAAAUUGACCAAAAUUAAAAAUUCAAUUUCCAAAAAUCCAUAACAAAUUCUAUGGUGCUCGGAUUUGGACAGUUCUUGGAUGUAACAAUACUAGGACUCCUCGACUUUAAUUCAGGGGUAGUUUCCGAUUUACAGCAUGUCGCAAGAAUUUUAAAAGUGAUAUGUCAAGUGGGGGUACUUUUCAGGACAUUUUUUGUCAUAAGUCCCAAAUAACGCUUCGAUGGGCUGAACCACUAUUAUGCCGUUACUCAGUAGGGUACCCUCUUUCAUUCUAAUAUAUACGUGCCGACUCGUCCGGAAAGGGUUAAUUUUUUGACUCUUACUUUUUUCCUUAAGUAGUACUGUAAAGUAGUAAUUUUUGAUCUUUUUUUUCAUAAAUACUCGAUUUAGGGGUUUUCGAGGGUGCUGAUUUCGAAAAUCAUGUUCAUUUUUUUCUAGUUGUUAUUUUUUUCUUAAGUAGUACUGUUAAGUAGUAAUUUUUUGAAAAUUUUCCAAAAAUACUAGAUUUAGGGGUUUUCGAAGGUGCUGGUCUCGAAAAUCAUGCUAACUUUUUCCUCGAAAAUCAUGUUAACUUUUCCUCUAUUACUAAUUAGUACUAUCUGAUACUAUGUACUACCAGCAUCUUGGAAAACCCCUAAAUUCAGUAUUUUUGGAAAAUUUUCAAAAAAUUACUACUUAACAGUACUACUUAAGAAAAAAAUAACAACUAGAAAAAAUGAACAUGAUUUUCGAAAUCAGCACCCUCGAAAACCCCUAUAUCCAAUAUUUUUAGAAAAAUUUCAAAAAGUUACUUUUUAACACAACUACUUAAGGAAAACUAGUAAAGUUCAGAAAAAAUGAACAUGAUUUUCGAAAUCAGCGCCCUCGAAAACCCCUAAAUCGAGUAUUUAUGAAAAAAAUCAAAAGUUACUACUUUACAGCACUACUUAAGGAAAAAAGUAAGAGUCAAAAAAUGAAUGUUAUUUUCGAAAUAAGCACCCUCAAUUAUCCUAACUUUGACAUUUGCAUCAAAAAAAGUAAUACUUUUUGGUUUCCCCAAUCGUACUUUUCCCCAAUCGUCCCAGUUCCUUUUAUGGGGGCUCCUACUUUUCGACGGGACAUAUCGGAAGAGUGUAGUGUGGCCGAGUGGCUAGUGCCGUAGUCUGGAAAUCAAGAGGGGGACCCCACACGGGUUCGGUUUCCCUUUUGGACCAAAUCAACUUUUUUUGAAGUUGCAGAAAAUAAAUUUUUGUGCCAAAACUUAUUUAUUACGUAUUAGAAACUCAAGAAACAAAAAAUACUCGAUUUAGAGGUUUUUGAAGGUGCUGAUUUUGAAAAUCGCGUUAAUUUUUUCUGAACUUUGUUAGCUCGCGACCUAGGUCGUGGCUAGUUCAGGUAUGCCCCUUAAAAGGCGUUAAAGUUCGGUCAGCGCGAAGAAUCCAUGGUGAAAUCCUGUUUUUUUUUGUGGGAAAAAACAAGGUAGCUAUCUAGGUCGUGAGCUUGGUGACGGCCUGGCCUAAAAAAAGUGUCUUGAACAUCAUAGUCAACCAUUUUAUGGUAAUUUUAGGCAUCCUCCUUGUUCUAGGUCACGAGCUUAGUCAUGAGCGACCUAUCCUCCGGUGUGAACACGGACUAACCCACUUGGCUAGCUAGUCGACCAAUUUUGCAACAUUGAAUAUAAAUAUUGGCCCGAUACCGGAUUUGCCCCAAAUAAAAUGUUCCCAAAAUGAAGGGUAGCCAAAAAUUUGCAAUUCCCAGUAGUGAUUACGUAAUAAAUAAAUUUUCAAAAAUUCCUAACAGACAAGAGAUGGCGGUUUCUGGCCACGAAACCCGAUUUGAUUUUUAUGCCACCAUCCUUAUAUUGUUUGGAAAAUUAGGCGUGUAAGCCUAUUAAAGGUGAAAAUAGAACGCACGACAGACAGACAGCCUUGGAUCUUAUUUCAGUUAGGAAUAAGGGUUUUGGCUAGCCAGUUGGACCUUUAAUUAAACUGCCGUUUGAGUUCCCUUUACAGUUGAAGUUGGUUUAUACAUCCUUUUUAGGAAGUGUGGAUCGAAAAGUUCCAAGAAUCCAUCGAAAACUACGAAUCGAUCCAACUGAAGGACAUGCUGCGUUGUACUCCGUUGUUCUCGUCCCUCUCUCUAAGACGAUGUUCGAGUAGUCGGUAUUCUUGUGUCUCCAGCAGACAGCGUUCUCUGCAUUGA
This is a messenger RNA of Bursaphelenchus xylophilus (pine wood nematode), 10699 nucleotides long. The record is from the annotation of a GenBank genome assembly. Lineage: Eukaryota; Metazoa; Nematoda; Chromadorea; Rhabditida; Aphelenchoididae.